UUGCAUGACCUUACUGUACUAAAGGUCAGGGCAUAAUGAUUAUGCUAAAGCUAUAUUACUAUCCAUACUUAAUUUUCACUAGAUCAAGCUAAAGUUGGGUAUAAUGGAGUACCCAAUUACUACCCUUUUUUGAUAACAAAUGCUUUAGGUUGCGUCCCCCACAAGCUCACCUUUCCAUAUCCAACAAUGGGAAAACAAACUCUACUGACAAACAAAACCCCCUCUAAGAUUCAAGUCAUUUUCACACCUUAGCAUUCAACUGUUUUUAGGUCAAUCUCCCUUCAAACUUAGUCAACAAAUCUUUUCACCAAUCCAUAUGCCGCAUUAGUGCUAAGUGGGGUUCCCCCCACAUUAGAUGGAAACUCCCCUCAUUUACUUUUAAUAUUCCUCUAAUCACCCCGAUACAUUUUUAUAUACACGAUACACCCGAGUGCAUAUAUCACAAACUCGUACUGUAAUCGUACAAUAUAUUUGAAUACUCUCAUAAUAAUACAAAAAAAUACAGUAUACCCAAAUCUCGAGUAACAGUGAAAUUGUUAGAUCACUCAAUAGUCACUACAUAUUCUUAAGUGCACCUAGCUCACGGUAUACCCGAAUGUAUAUUAAAAUUUCUUAUACACCCCUCCUAAAGCUGAGGUGUCAUGAAGAUAUGCAAUCCUAAAUUUCCAAAAUCAUUUUAAUAAAUCAAAAAUAUUAACCCCAUUUUUUUUCUUCUACCUCACUCACACACUCUCUCUCUCCUACCUACCUACUUUCUCUCUCUAAAAAUGGCUGCCAGUCCACCAGAACAACAACACCCACCUCAACCAGGCCCAACACUUCCUCCAACCUCCUUUCUCUCCGCCAUAGUCGUCCACCAAUCUCCACCGUCCAAACUCCCUAUCGACUUCAGCCCACCGUUGAUCGCCAUGGUGGUCGUUGCAGCAGCAGCCUUCCUCUUCAUCACUUACUCCCGCCUUAUUUCCCGCCACCUCUUCCCGCCAUUUCUCCGCUUAUUCCGCCGUCAUCUCCGCCGCCGGAUUCUCUUCCCGCCGUCCGAUAUCGGCUCUCCGCCGCCGCCCUACGAAUCCUCCGACGGAUUCUAUGUUUACUCACCUUACGGCCUCGAUGAAUCGGUUAUCAAGAAUAUUCCGUUGACAAUUUACAGGUUUCCGACGAAAUUAGGGUUUAUCGAAGUUGAUGGAUUCAAUGAUUGUGCUGUUUGUUUGCUUGAUUUUGAGGAGGGAGAAUGUAUUCGUACUCUGCCUCUUUGUUGUCACGCUUUCCACGUUGAUUGUAUCGACAUGUGGCUUCGAUCGCACGCCACGUGUCCGCUUUGUCGUGCCGGAGUUUACCUUCCACCGCCGCCGGAAUCACCGUUGUUGUCGCCGGUAAUGGCGGCGAGAAUCCGUCCGAGCUUCGACGAAGGAAUUCUCCUCGAAAGCAUGUUUUUAGAGCCGUUACCGGAAGUUGAUGUCGAGCAAAAUUCCGGCGAAAUUCAGGAGGUUUUCUCGCCGGAAAGAAGGGUAAUUCAGUCAGAAGAUCACCGUUGUAAUAGAAGAGAACUCGAUUUUCUUCUCAAACGAUCGUAUUCGUUUGGUUUUGAACGGAGUUUUCCGUCGGAAAGGUUAGUUAUGGAGCCGGCAACGACGCCGUAUCACCUUCGUCAACGGCGGAGCUUCUUCUGGACAAAACGACCAUCAUCAACGCCGUUUAGCUCAUUAGCAAAAUCCAGAGUCUUCUCUUUCCGGCGAACGAUGAAAUCUCCGGCGUUUUUCCGGCGACGAGGGUUCUUCCCGUUAUCAGAGUCUUCAGCGAGCUUACGAUACGCUAGCACAGAUGAACCUUCUAGAAGAAUGAAAUCAAUGGCGUCGCCAUUAUUUGGAAGAGCGGCGAUGUUUUCGUCGAGUCGAAUGAGGUCGGGUGAUCCUGAAGCGUUGAUUUCACCGGAGAGGUUUAACAGACGGUAGGAGAUGAUGACACGUGGGAGGUGGAUGAAGCGUUGGAUUAAGGUGGAAUGAAUGAACGGUGAUGAUGGGGUGUAAAUGUGGUGGGGGUGAGGGUGGUGUAAAUGUAGUUGGAAAAUUUAAUGGGAGGGUGUGUCAAGACUGUCAACUGUCAAGUGCAUUAAAUGGGUGAAAUUGACGAAAGAGAAAAUUAUUAAGGGAGUGUUAGAAAGAUGGAGAGAGAUAAUAUAACUUAAUUAAGGGACUUUUUGUUUAAGAUUACUUUUGGGGAUUCUCUCUCCAUCUAUCUACUAGUCUCUGAAGUUGGUUUUUAGGCGUAAACGGAGCUUUAAAGCAAUGAUGUAAACGGAGUUUGAUCUCGGUUUUUGUAAAGAUAAUACUCGUAGUCUAAUAGUAUAGGUUAGGAGAUAGGUGUGGAGGUGUAGUAGGGAGUGUUAAACUUAAAUUGAUGGGAUUGAUCUUGGUUAGGAAAUAGGGUAAUAUCAUUUAAUGCAGGAAAUUGAUUUAUGGAACUCUCAACUCUCAAGCUUUAAAUUUC
Chenopodium quinoa (quinoa) is the source of this 2484-nucleotide messenger RNA. Its product is annotated as RING-H2 finger protein ATL65-like. Gene Ontology annotation, biological process: protein ubiquitination. Gene Ontology annotation, molecular function: transferase activity. The coding region runs from base 768 to 1949 and encodes 393 amino acids. The record is from RefSeq and is a predicted model, not a curated record. NCBI's taxonomy places the organism in Eukaryota, Viridiplantae, Streptophyta, Magnoliopsida, Caryophyllales, Amaranthaceae. The transcript has a single exon.